UAUAAAAUAUAAAAAAACAAAUCGUGCGAUCCCCUUUCCUUCUUCCCCAAUUCAUCACAAUCCAAGCCCUAACCCUAACUUUCUGCACAAUUUCUCCCUAAUGGAACAACAAUCAAUCAUCCAAACCAACGUAAUCGAAGGAUCCGACGUCAAUUUCCCCUUUGAAGAUGCCACUAAUUCCUUCGAAGAACCCGAUCAAUCCGUUUCAACCUCCGAAGAAUCUACCGUUACUUUCAUAUCAGAACAAUCGCCGGAAUCUCCCUCAUCUCCUUCCUCCGCCGGCUUACGUCAUCGCCGACUUGCAUCUUUUAAAACCUGUAAAGAGUCUCAAUUCUUUAAAAAUAAUCCAGACGGAUUAAUAGAUUUCAAUCCUGAUAGCACCUGUAGUUCUCCAGUGAAGAAGUUGAAGGAUAAUAAGAAACUAAAUGAAAUUUUGAAUUCAAGUGUUGUUUGUUCGAGUUCGGGAAGCGAUAAUAACCGGUUAAACAACGAAACGGAUGCGAGUUCUGCGAUAACCGGAGACAAUAAUGUGGAUUCCCCGAAUGCUGUACCUGAUGUUGUUUAUAUCCUGGCUGAAUUGGUUAUCAAAGUUAUUAGUUUUCAAACAAAGUUUUUAUCGAAUUCUGUUACGUUUCCGAUAUGGUUAAUGCAUUCGUUGUACUUGGUACUGACAGAUCCUUUUGGGGUUAUAAAACUUGCUAAAAGUUACAUGAUGGGGAAUAGUUCUGAGAUCAUGGGGAUUUGUUACACUGGUGUUAAGUUGGUUAAUCACUUGUUGUUUAAGAAGCAUGAGUCUACGGUUAAGUUAUGUGUUCGGAUCGGGUGGGGGUUGUUGUGGUUUGUUUACUGUGGGUUUAUUUUGGUUAGUUUGUUAGUUCCGGCCUUUCUGUUUGGUGGCAUGAUGAUGAGAUGGAUAGUGGAGGAACCGGUACAGGUAACGGAGAAGUUGACUUUUGAUUAUACGAAAGAUACGCCUACGGCUUUUGUGGCGAUAAGUUCUUGUCCGGAGUCGUCUGUUAUAGUGCACAACGAAAAGAGCGUGAUUGGGAGUUCUGUUGAAUCACGGGUUAUACCGUUUGAUCAUGAAGUGCAGGCGACUGUUUCUUUAACUCUGCCGGAAUCUGAUUACAAUAUAAAUCUUGGGAUUUUUCAGGUGAGGGUGGAUUUUUUGUCGAGUGAUGGUAACGUUCUUGCGAGUACGAGGCAGCCGUGUAUGUUGCGGUUUAAAAGUCAGCCGAUUCGGCUUGUGUCAACUUUCUUGAAGCUGGCUUCUCUUCUGGCUGGAUAUUCGUCAGAAACACAAACGUUGGAUAUGAAGUUCAGAGGAUAUAUUGAAAAAGACGUCCAUACUUCCUGUUCGAGGGUCGUCAUUGAACAACGUGCAGAAUUUGCAAGGAGGGGUGGUGUUCCUGAAGUAUACUCUGCAUCUUUGAAGAUAGAGUCUCGACUUCCUUUUGUAAAGAGGAUGUUGUGGUAUUCAAAGUGGUUGAUAUACAUGUGGAUUAGCGUUACGAUGUAUAUAAUGGAGUUGUUGUUCACACUUCUAUGUUGUCGGUCCAUCAUAUUUCCAUGGGAACAAUCUUUGGGUCGUGAUUUAGGUUCUUCAAAUGACGGUGUACCUCACAACAAGCCGAACGCUUCAAGCUAGCUGUGCACUUGGAGAUUCCGAUACGAUCGAUCAUCUUUUGUUCAUGGUAUGCAAUCAAACUCUUGCUCUACCACGUAUAAUCUUGAUGAUUAAAAAUGAAAAAAAGUGUACUUCAUGUGGUUUUUGUAUUUUAAGAUUCAUUUGUGUUUGUUAUGUAUAUAUGGGAUAAUCAAGAUUUGAAAAUUUUAGCUUUUAGCUGCACUUGGAUAGUCACAUAUGAUCAUCCAUGUAUCAUAUAUUCAUAUGCAUCAGCUUGUAUCGUUUCCAAUAAUGUAUGAAGACACAAAACCAACGAUAAUAAUAAAGUUUGAAACAGGAAAACAAGUACUUUAAUUUAACA
Helianthus annuus (common sunflower) is the source of this 1988-nucleotide messenger RNA. Its product is annotated as seipin-2. Gene Ontology annotation, cellular component: endoplasmic reticulum membrane. Gene Ontology annotation, biological process: lipid droplet organization; lipid storage. The transcript has a single exon. Lineage: Eukaryota; Viridiplantae; Streptophyta; Magnoliopsida; Asterales; Asteraceae. The record is from RefSeq and is a predicted model, not a curated record. Bases 101 to 1648 code for a protein of 515 amino acids.